Messenger RNA from Equus quagga, 3395 nucleotides. It is a transcript of the gene IL21R, whose product is annotated as interleukin 21 receptor. Gene Ontology annotation, biological process: cytokine-mediated signaling pathway; immunoglobulin mediated immune response. Lineage: Eukaryota; Metazoa; Chordata; Mammalia; Perissodactyla; Equidae. The transcript is spliced from 9 exons. Gene Ontology annotation, molecular function: cytokine receptor activity; protein binding. Gene Ontology annotation, cellular component: external side of plasma membrane; membrane. The record is from RefSeq and is a predicted model, not a curated record. The coding region runs from base 605 to 2218 and encodes 537 amino acids.
GCCACCUCUCCCAGACCUACUGGCGUCUCUGCCAAGUGAGCGAUGGGCUUGGGGUCCGACUGUCUGCCUGCUUCUCCCUGAGUGGGACUGACAGCCACGCAGCUCUCUGUCUGCCUGCCUGCCUGUCUUUCUGUCUUUCUGUCUGCUGGUCUGUCUGUCUCUCAGCGUGUCUGCCUGGCUGGCCACCUGCCUGUCUGCUUGACUUCUCGUGUCUGCCCGCCUGCCUGACCAGCCCUUGUCUGCUGUCUGUCCAUCCCUGGUACAGCUGAUCAGUCCCUGCCCCUCAAUCUCCGUCUUCUGUCCGUGUGUGACCUCUCUGGGACGUGACUGACCGUUGCCUGUGCGUCCUCCUGGCUCUGUCUGUGAGGACCGCCUGCCUGGAGCCCGGCUGCUGACUGUCAGGGUGACAGGUCAUAGGCUUGUCUGGUGGGUGACUCGGGGCAGGUUGUAGCUUCCCAGCCCAGACCUCUGCCUGUCCCCGUCCCGCCACAUCUCCCACCCGACGCUGAGCCCAGCCGCAGCCUUGGAGUCCGAGAGACUGCCCCGCGCACAUGGAAUGGAUUUCUGAGGGAGCAGCUGGAACAGCAGGUUCCCGGGAGGCAGCAUGCUGCGUGGCUGGGCUAUCCCUUGGCUCCUGCUGAUGCUCCAGGGUGCCUGGGGCUGCUCAGACCUUGUCUGCUACACGGAUUACCUCCAGACGGUCACCUGUAUCCUGGAGACAUGGACCCUCCACCCUGGCACGCUCGUCCUCGCCUGGCAAGACCCGUACGGAGAACUGGAGGAUGAGGUCACCUCCUGCAGCCUCGGCCGCUCCGCCCACAAUGCCACGCACACAGAGUACACGUGUCACAUGGACGUGUUCCCCUUCAUGGCCGACGACAUCUUCACUGUCAACAUGACAGACCAGUCUGGCAACCACUCCCAGGAGUGCGGCAGCUUUGUCCUAGCGAAAAGCAUCAAGCCAUCUCCCCCUUUCAACGUGACCGUGACCUUCUCGGGACAUUACAACAUCUCCUGGAGCUCCAGUUACGAUUCCUACGGGCUGCAGGGCAAGCUUCAGUACGAGCUGCAGUACAAGAUGCGAGGAGAUCCCUGGGCUCUGAGGCCACAGAAAAGGCUGAUCUCGGUGGACUCGAGAAGCAUCUCCCUCGUUCCCUUGGAGUUCCGCGGAGACUCGAGCUACGAGCUGCAGGUGCGGGCAGGGCCCCAGCCUGGCUCCUCCUUUGAGGGGACGUGGAGCGAGUGGAGUGAGCCAGUCAUCUUUCAGACCCAGCCAGAAGGGAGCAAGGGAGGCUGGCACUCUGACCUGCUGUACCUCCUCCUGGUCCUCGUGCCCCCCAUCCUUGUCUUCUUAGGCCUGAAGAUCCACCUGCCUUGGAGGCUGUGGAAGAAGGUCUGGGUACAGGUGCCCAGCCCAGAGCGGUUCUUCCAGCCCCUGUACGUGGGCCACAGCGGAGACUUCAAGAAAUGGGUGGGCACGCCCAUCACCCCCUCCAGCCUGGAGCUGGGACUCUGGGCUGCGGGGACACCCUCGUCCCUGGAGGUGUACAGCUGCUGCCCACCACAGAGUGUGCCCAAGGGGCGGGAGCCCACGUCGCUGCCGGAGCUGGCAGACCUGGUAGAAGCCGACGGAGUGCAGGAGCCAGGCUCCUGGGGCCCGGCCCCCUCCAUGGCCAGCAGCUUGGGCAGUUCAACUUACAGCCAGGAGAGGGACCGACCAUACGGCCUGGUAUCCAUCGACACGGUGACCGUGGUGGACACAGAGGGGACGUGCGCCUGGCCCUGCACCUGUGGGGACGAUGGCUACCCAGCCCUGAACCUGGACACCAGCCUGGAGCCUGGCGCAGGCACCGAGGACCCGCUCUUGAGCACGGGGGCCACAGUCCUGUCCUGCGGCUGUGUCUCGGCCGGUGGUCCUGCCGGGCUGGGGGGCAGCCUCCUUGACAGGCUAAAGCUGCCCCUUGAAGAUGAGGCAGGUUGGGUCCCAGGGUCGCCCUGGGGUGGCGGGCGGCGAGAGGUGUCCGACAGCGAGGCGGGCUCGCCCCCGGCCGGCCUGGACAUGGACACGUUCGACAGCGGCUUCGCGGGCUCAGACUGCGGCAGCCCUGUGGACUGUGACUUCACCAGCCCCAGGGAUGAGGGGCCCCCCCGCAGCUACCUCCGCCAGUGGGUGGUCACGGCCCCCUCUCCUGAAGGACCCGGACCCCAGGCCAGCUAGUGAGGCUGACUGGCUGUCCCGAGCCGGUCGUGCCCCUGGGCUGUGCUGUGCAGGGACCUGCAGGCUUUGGUCUCCGGAUGGGGCCCCUGAGCCCCGUGUUGACAGUGUGCAUGUGGGGCUCAGGCACACGCUGGCAUGUCUGCGUGUGUGAGCAGCGCACUGCCUAUGGACAUGGAGCAUGCCCGUGGUUAUGCCACGUGCCCAAGGCCACAUGUGGGUCUGUGCCUGUGUGAACUCCCAUGUACACAGAUGUGAGCGGCACGCACCCCUGUGUUCACACAACGACACCCUCCCUCCCUUCCGGGCACAUGGGAUGACCCCAGGUCACGUGCUGCCCACAGGGCCUGCUGGGCCCAGGGCACUGCCCGUGACAGACACCAAGCCCAGCCCUCCAGGUCCUGUGGCUCCAGGAGCUGCAAGAAGCCCAUACUGUUCCUUAUCACCUUUCAGGGGCAGGAGAAAGGGACGAAGUGAGCCCGUGGUGACCCUGGGUGUGGAAAGAUUUGGGGGCCCACGGACCUAGGUCUGAAUUUUGACUGUGACACCUCCUGGCUGUGCCCCUGUGGGCAAGUCGCUUCCCCACUCUGGGCUGGGAUUUCCUGUCUGGACAAUGGGGAUGGCGUGACCUACCUCGGGGGAGAAAUCGGCGAGGUCACCCAUGCACAGCGUGCAGCCCAGAGCAGACCCUCAAUAAACAUCAGCUUCCUUCCUUCUGUGACCAGGCCAGAGACUUGUGCUGGAGGUGGGUGGGGGCGAGAAACCAGCCACAGCGUGGGCGCCCGUGGGCCAUCCCGCCCUAGAGGGACACUUGGGGGGUUUCCGGGCUUAAAAUCAGUCAGCCUUACCUCUUAGAGAUGGCCCCCACCAACCAAGAUUUCUUUUUCUGGCUCCUGCUGCACAUGUUUUAAUUCCCUUUAUGUCCCUAAGAAAUAUUUAUGAGCACAAGUACGUGCUGGGCACUGUGCCGGUGCUACGGACACAGAGGGGAGCUCGACGCCCGCGCUAGCCUGCCCUUGGCAGCCAUGGGAGGCGGGGCAGACAGGAGUGGGCAGUAAUGACACAGCCCGCCCGUUCCCCUGGCCUCUUGUUUACUCGUCCUGGGAAAUUAGGAGGAAGUCAGGUUCUCGUUGAUGAUUUCUCAGACCUGCUGAAAUGUGAACUAAGAAGCUGAGAAAAU